This is a messenger RNA of Orbicella faveolata, 1089 nucleotides long. RefSeq lists its product as uncharacterized. The record is from RefSeq and is a predicted model, not a curated record. Lineage: Eukaryota; Metazoa; Cnidaria; Anthozoa; Scleractinia; Merulinidae.
AUGUCCUCGACGUCCAAACAGACCGAGGACGAUCUUCUUGCCGAGGAAGUCGGAGACGAGGCUGAAGAAGACAAGGAAUCGCUUACUGACGAACGCAACGCUGUCCUUCCACACUCCUCACAACAACUCAAGAAUCAAACCGCCGCUUCUUCGGAGGAAAUUAGCUUACUCACCAACGCAAUCCUAGGCUUAACAAAAAGCCUACCAGAUCUUCCAACUCCACCUCAUGGAGAGACAAAAGGCAAAGGGAAACGGCCGGCGAGCAAGUCUCCAAACACCGUUCCCGCCAAAAAGGCAAAAGACAAAGAUGGCGAGGCGGGAAGCUCCAUGAGCGCCUCCGACCAGUCAACUGACUGCGAGAUUCUCUACGACUCUGUGCUAAAUAGCAAAAAUGAUGAGUCAGAGCAAAAUACCACUCGUAGUGGUGAUGAGGACGAUUUCCUCUCGGAACUCGUAAAAGAAUACGAGUCUGACGAUACCGUGGGCGAAAGCCUCGAAAAUGAGAAACUAGCCAAGCUAGUUGACAAAAUGUUCCGCUGCAAAUUAAGCGAGAAAAAUCUCAAAGACCGGCUUGAGACGCAGGAGAGACCGGCUAAUUGUACUACAGCUAAGCCUCCCAGGGUAAACCCGGGCAUUUGGCGUCGAUUGAGAGAGCCUACAAAGAAGAGGGAUUUACAAUUUUACAAAAUACAACAAGCCCUCACAAAAGGCAUCCUGCCAGUUGUCCGAAUAACAGACAAGCUUAUGCAGGCGAAAUCACUUAAUGCUGAAGAAUUUCAAGACUUAAAGAAACUGGGGCUGGAGGCCAUGUCCCUCCUCACUCAUGCCUCUUAUGAAAUAAACAUGCAGCGGCGUCUACUUCUGAGACCAGAUAUUGGGAAGGAAUACUCAGCUCUCUGCUCCUCCCAAUUGCCAUUUACAGAUUUUCUCUUUGGAGAUGAUCUACAAAAUUCGAAUUUGAAUUCCUGCCUUAUUGCAGGUACUCUGCCUGUCAAUUCACCACCACUGAGUGAGUACUCUCACGGCUCCAUUCGACGAUAUAUCGUCAUCAAUGUGCUAUGGAGGCAAGACCAAGAAACAUCACUUUGA